Oryzias latipes (Japanese medaka) is the source of this 2616-nucleotide messenger RNA. RefSeq names its product N-glycanase 1 (gene ngly1). The record is from RefSeq and is a predicted model, not a curated record. Gene Ontology annotation, biological process: protein deglycosylation; glycoprotein catabolic process. Gene Ontology annotation, cellular component: cytosol; cytoplasm; nucleus. Gene Ontology annotation, molecular function: peptide-N4-(N-acetyl-beta-glucosaminyl)asparagine amidase activity. Lineage: Eukaryota; Metazoa; Chordata; Actinopteri; Beloniformes; Adrianichthyidae.
CCCAAACACAGAGUUAGCUAAGUAGCUGUCAGCGUUAGCUCCCCAAUCCGUUGAUAUAUCCGCUUUUCUGGAGGGACGGGCGUUACAGCUGGCUUGGUUUUGUCGGAAACAUGAGUCUAUCUCCGGCGGUUACAACUCUGUGCGAGAACUCCACGGAUGUUUUCCUGGACGCCGCCAAACUGCUGCUCACCUACGCCGAUAACAUUCUGAGGUACCCCAACGUGGAGAAGUACAGAUCCAUCCGGAUAGGUAAUCCCACUUUCUCCACUAAGCUGCUGCCCAUCAAAGGAGCUGUGGAAUGUCUCUUUGAGAUGGGCUUUGAGGAGGCUGAGACACACCUGGUCUUUCCCAAGGCAGCAUCGGUGGAGCAGCUGAGGCUCGUGAGAGAGUCCAUAGCAGCGGAGCGUGAUCAGAGGCUAAAGGGGGAGUGUCCUGUUCCGCCUGCUGCACAGCGUGUUGCCUCAGCACAGCAGAGUCCAACUGCAGCCGCUGCUCCUGCGGCUGCUCCCACUGCGGCUCCUACUCCCCCUGCAGGUGCCCCUAGCCAGCUGGCAGAGUUCUCUGCUCAGCAGCCGUCGUCUCUGGAGAGCAGCAUGAGCUUCUUCCUGAUCCUUCAGUCCAACUUUCAGCACGUGCUGCAGUAUGAGAGCCCAGAGCUGCAGCAGAAAGCUCUCAGUGUGAUUCCUCAGCAGAAGCUGUCGGACGCUGCCGGGCUCGGGCUGAACCAGGCCAGAGAGGCCGACCCAGGAUGCAAGCUGGGAACAGAAGACUUCUUGGUACUGGAGCUGCUUCGCUGGUUCAAACAGAGCUUCUUCUCCUGGGUGAACUGUCUGCCUUGCAGCCACUGUGGAGGCCCCACCCAGAACGCUGGCUCCCUCAGCCCCACCACCGACGACCUCCACUGGGGAGCUCAGCGAGUGGAAAAUCAUUUCUGCCAGAGCUGUCGGCUCUCCACCAGAUUCCCCAGAUACAACAACCCUGAGAAGCUGCUGCAGACCAGGAGAGGGCGCUGUGGAGAGUGGGCAAACUGCUUCACGUUGUGCUGCAGAGCCAUGGGUCUAGAGGCCAGGUACAUCUGGGACAGCACAGACCACGUGUGGACAGAGGUGUACUCUGCAGCUCAGCGCCGUUGGCUGCACUGUGACCCUUGCGAGAACGUCUGCGACAAGCCACUGCUGUAUGAAGUGGGCUGGGGGAAGAAGCUGGCCUACAUCUUGGCUUUCUCCAAGGACCAGGUGGUGGAUGUGACAUGGAGGUAUUCCUGCAAACACGCAGAGGUUCUGCGCAGAAGAACCAGAGUUCAGGAGGGCUGGCUGCUGCACGCCAUUGAUGGUCUCAACGCCUCGAGGCAGCAGCCUCUAAGUUCAGACAGGAAGAAAGAGCUGACCCAAAGGCUUCUGGUAGAGCUGGUGGAGUUUAUUUCUCCUAAGAAACCAAAACCAGGAGAGCUGGGGGGGCGCAACUCUGGAUCUCUGGCCUGGAGGGUUGCCCGGGGAGAGACAGGAGCGCAGGCUUCAACGCAGGCUGCAGGUUUCGUCUUCUCUCCUACUGAGACAGAAAAGGGGAACAAGCUGCUUCACGUGCGCUACAGCGCCAUCAAGGACCAAUACUGCAGAGUUUCCAAUGACAAUGAAACAAUCCCCGGGUGGGAUGGGUGCUUGUGGACUAAAGAGUCAGUCUUCAGGAAGGAGGAGUGUGACUGGCAAAUGGUGUACAUUGCUCGGACAGAAGACUCGUCUGUUGGCAGGAUCAGUUGGAAGUUUGACUUCGCUCCAGCAGGAAUGACAAUCCAGUCCGUUUCCAUCAAGGUCAGCAGCACGACCUUCCACUCUGGAAAAGUGAGGUGGCAUGUCCAGGCGGGCGACAAAAGCAAAGAAGUUCCUGGAGAUGGGACGUUGCAGGUCCUGCCUGGUCUGUGCGGCUCUCCGGAUCUUCUAGUGGAAGCAGAACUGAGUGGAGGAGAUGGGGACACCUCAUGGCAGCACGCUCAGCUCUUCAGACAAAGUUUGAAAGAUGAGGAGGGGUCUUCCUUUGAAGUAAUUGUGUCACUGCAGGAAGACUCCUGAGGACAGCUCGAUGGGAGCUGAAAGGCUCGUGGAAGCACUAUGUGUCCUCCAGGAUCAGAAGUUGUGAGAACAAAUGAAAGAUUCCUCUGCCUUUGUCUCUGUGAAACAGUUAUACCUCUGAUCUAAACGGAUUAAGAUGUUCUUCUGGAUUGUUAAUUCAGUUAAUUUAGUCACUUUAAGAUAUUCUGCUCUUAAAAAAUUAUGAAACAUACUGAAAUGGUAUGUGGUGGAGGAGGAGUGUUCCUCCCUGAAAGAGAACAUUAACCCGCAGGAGCAGCAGCCCCUUCACAUGAAGCUUCAUGGCUGUGACAGCUAACAGGCUCACAGAUCAAGCCCCGCCCCGGUGCUGCUCAUCACAGCCACACCCACCGUUCACGGUGCAACAGAGAAAGCCAUCCUGCUGUCUGCACAGUGAUUUCAGCUGGGAAUGAAGAUGUUUUUGUCUAAACCUCUUUGAGCUGCCAGGGGGCAGAGCGAAACUACAAAAGUGUGGGUCGUAAACAUACUGUCAAACUUCACUUAGUCAAAUAAAAACAUUUAUUAGUUUUUA